Messenger RNA from Salvia splendens (bonfire salvia), 2762 nucleotides. Its product is annotated as AT-rich interactive domain-containing protein 2. The record is from RefSeq and is a predicted model, not a curated record. Bases 1826 to 2650 code for a protein of 274 amino acids. NCBI's taxonomy places the organism in Eukaryota, Viridiplantae, Streptophyta, Magnoliopsida, Lamiales, Lamiaceae. The transcript has 2 exons.
UGUCCAACUGUCAAAUGCAAAAGGUAGUUCAUAUCUUGGGAAAAUACACGCCCCUUAGAAAUUCCCAAAUCAAAUUUCAAACUUUAGUUUACUUGGUUUCCUCAUUUUUACAUUGAAUUAAAUUCAUUUAUACCAGCGUUUUUUUCGGCAGACGGUUGAAGAAUAGAUUACGGUGCCUGCGUAAUUUCAGGUAAGGUAAUUUUUUUGUUAUAGAAUUUGUAAAUUUCGAAUCUUUCCAAAUAUUUGUGUUUUAUUUGAUUCUUGAAGAGUUUUCUUAAGUGUUGAUGUUAUGGUUUCUUUGGUUGGUUAUUGGCUUUGGCGUAUCCAUUUCUUUGUUGAUCUUCCUCAAUUUGCUUGUUGUGAAACGUUGGAACCAUUUUCCGAGUGUUUCUCAUCGGUCAUGAGUAUUUGGCUUGAGGUUUAGAUGAGAUAACUAUUGGUGAUUUUGAUCCUCGACUUUGUUUGCAAAUUGCAACUUAAUUGGUAAGACAUUUCCCCUUGAUCUAACAGGUUGGGUCCAAAAGUUAGGGGUUUGAAUCACCAUGGAGGUAAAUGGGGAAUCGUCAUCGAUCCUCUUUAAAAGAAAAACAUACUCCCUUUGUCCCACAACAUAAGUCCAUUUUCUAUAUUUGGUAAGUUUUUCUAAUGGGUCUCAUUACCCUCUAAGAAUACUCUAAUUACCUUUUCUUUUGAUCUCUCUCAUACUUUAUCAAUUUCACAUUAAAACUCGUGUCGACCCCCAAUUUUCUGUAUUUAUGGGACAGAGGGAGUAGUUGUUAGCAAUACUUUGGUUGUUUAGGAAACCUUACUUUAAUAGGAUUAGGAUAUGUUCUAUAGGUUCGUAUCUCUGUAUCCUUGAUAUUCUCAUUUGCACAAGGUAAUUUUGUUGUCUUAUAAAGUUAGGGAGGCGUAGGAAAAUGAUCAAGGUCGGGGCUAUAGCUCACAUUGUUCGUGGUUGUAUGUUCUUAAAAUUCCAAAACAAAAUACUUCCUUCGUCCCACUCAAGAUGUUCACCUUUCCUUUUUAGUUUGUUCUACUUAAGAAGUCCACUGAUAUUUGAAAAUAAAUCCAUCCCAUCUCUCUCCUUAUUAAAAUAUUCAGUUACACUUUUUUCUCUACUUAUUCCACCUAACAACUCUUCCUAAAAACCCGUGUCACUCAAGAAUAUAUGAACAUCUUGAGUGGGACGGAGGGAGUAGAUGAUUGUAGUGACGAGGAUUUAGCAUUGUAUUUGAAGAAUCUUUAAUCAUAUUAAUAGAUGAUUGAAAAUCUUGAUUGAGGUCUCAACAAUGUACGACUCAAUUCAAAGAGUCACGUUUUCCGUUCUGGGAUUUUCCGUUCUGGGAUUCUCGCGCAAAGUGAUACAAUUCUGAAAUUGAAGUAUCACUUUGUGCUUUAUUCUCUCUCCACUUAACAACACUAAACUGACUAUGGUUGUUCCAUUUAGUCAAGAUCAACAACAUUGAUUGAUUUUAAGUUGCUUUAUGGGGAAGUUUCUACCUAAUUCCGACCUAUUGGUUCUUUGGAGAGGAAACUUCUUGUCAACCAAGCAUUGUUUAGUUGUUAUAGCAUAAUUUUUUAGGUGGGAGGUAUUUUUGACAUAAUUGAUAGUUAACAUGUUUGUUGUGAUUUUAGUUGCCAACUUCUCUACCAACAUGCCAUUUCUUGGCUAUCAAAUCUAAGCUUAGGCUUCAAUCUUGAAGCAACUAUCUUAAUGAACUUGCUCCUUGACAAUAUGUGCAUAAAUUUGUUUUCCUUGGUUGGAAUGAGUAACUUAAUGUAAUGUUACACCAUCUAGCAUCUUGAAGAGAAGUUUCCCUCACUUAUGAAGUUGUCGAAGACCCCAAAUAAUCAAAGGAUUAAUAGAAAACAGCCAAUAGAUUGGAUUUCCUUCAUCACUGAUGAUCAUGCUAAGUUAGCGAUUCCGGUUGGACCUCGUUUCCAAGUAGACAUUACACCUUGGAAUCCCUUGUCUUCCAAGACUCACCUAAUUAUUGGUGACACAGAGUCUGACGAUGAAACUAAGUGGUUAGGCACUCCAAUGUGGCCACUGAAAGGAAGAAGCCAAAUUACGCCACAAAAUAUGGUCGGUAGAGGGAGACCGCAAAAUUGUAUGUGUGUGUUCCCAGGAUCAAUAGAGUGCGUUAGACAACAUGUGUCAGCCAAAAGGCUCCAAUUAAAGGCCGAACUUGGUCCCGCCUUUUGGAAAUGGAGGUUUGAUGUAAUGGGAGAUGAUGUCUCCAAGGUAUGGAAUAAGGAGGAACAAAGGAAAUUUGAUGAUGUUGUCAAAAUGAACGUUACAUCUAGCGACACAAGCUUCGUGAAGGUAGCCUCACAAUGUUUUGCGCGCCAUAGCAAAAGAAGUAUCGUUAGCUACUACUUGAACGUGUACAUCCCAAGGCGAAUAAGUGCUCAAACUAGGUCGGGUUGCAAUUAUGUUGACACGGAUGAUGAUGUUGAUGAUGAUGAUGAUGAUGAUGAUGACGACAACGACGCGAUGAUGAUUAAGAGGUUACGUGCGGACUUCACUUAUAGCGCCCGUAAGCGCUUGGCAUCAUAUCGGUCAUUGAAGGAAAUGGUCAUCUUAUAUUCCUCCUAUACCUCUUUUAUCCAUGAAAAUAGAGGCAUGAGUUUUAAUAAUUUGGGAUGAACGGUUGAGUGGAGAAUGGUCCCACAUAUUUUGUAGUUUUGUGCAUGGAUGAGUGUACGAAAAUGGAAAUGUAGACAUGUUUUAUAUGACAAAAUGAUUAUUAUUAUUCUUA